CACUAAAAACAUUUGCAACAUGAAAAUCAAGGAACUGCAGAAGACGGUUAACAUUGCUUGGUCACCGGCACAGCAGCAGCAAAUAUUCUUGGCUGCCGGCACGGCUGCCCAGCAGUUUGAUUCAAAUGCAAGCUCCACCUUGGAAAUAUACUCGCCAAACUUCAGUGAUGCAACCUACGACCUGGAGCUUAAGGCCAGCGUGGCCAGUCAGUACAAGUUCCAGAAACUUAUAUGGAGCCCCAUAGGUCCUCACCCAAGCGGCCUCAUCGUGGGCGGAUGUGAGGCGGGCCAAAUCAAUAUAUAUUCGGCUGCCAAGCUACUCGCCAAUGGCAACGAGGAGCCCCUGCUGGCUCGGCAGGAUAAGCACACUGGGGCUGUCAGCGGACUGGACUUCAAUCCAUUCCAAAACAAUCUUCUCGCCUCGUGUGCUUCCGAAUCGGAGAUUUUUAUUUGGGACCUCAACAACCCAGCCACGCACAUGAACCCGGGCGCCAAGACCCAGCCGCUGGAGGACGUCAAAAAUGUGGCCUGGAAUCGACAAGUGCAGCACAUUCUGGCCUCUGUUUUCAGCACCCGCUGCGUUAUCUGGGAUCUGCGCAAGAGCCAGCAGAUUAUUAAGCUCUCUGAUUCGCAAUCCCGUGUGCGGUGGCACGCCAUCGAGUGGCAUCCAGAGGCAGCGACGCAGGUGUGGCUGGCCUCGGAAGAUGACCAGGCGCCGGUUGUGCAGCUGUGGGACCUGAGGUAUGCCACCGCUCCGGCGAAAACAUAUCAAAUCCAUGAGCGCGGAGUACUGGGCAUGUCGUGGUGCCUUCAGGACAACGACCUGAUGGUGUCCUGCGGCAAGGACAAUCGCAUUUACUGCUGGAAUCCCAAUACUAAAAUACCCGAAGGUGAAAUUCUCUCGGAAGUGGCCACCACUUCAUCCUGGUACUCCGAUGUGCAGUUCUGUCCACGCAACCCGGCACUAAUUGCCAGUGCCAGCUUGGAAGGGGCUGUGUCUAUAUACUCCCUCCACGGAGGCACCCACCAUCUGGUGCAGACGGCAAACAAGAUUGCAGACUCCUUCCCGGGAAUGGAUCAGUUCGCCCAAGAGCCGAUUCCUCAGCAGGCCACGCAGGUGGUUUACCAUGACCUGACGCACGCACCCAAGUGGAUGAAGCGCCCCUGUGGCGUUGCCUUUGGGUUUGGUGGGAAGCUGAUCAGCUUUGAUGGUACCUCCAAAAGAGUGAAGGUAUCUCAGUUAACCACAGAAGCAGCUCUCGUGGAACGUGCCAAUGCCCUGGAGCGUUCGCUGGCCGAUGCCAACUAUGCAGAUUAUUGCCGACAGAGAGCAGAUGACACACCGGAUCAGCACGGUCGCUACCUUUGGUACUUCAUCAAGGCCAACUUUGAGCUGAACCCAAAGGAGGAAAUGCUCAAUCUCUUGGGCUAUAACAAAGAUGAUAUUGAUAUCAAGUUCAGCAAGUUUAUCAAGGAAACUGAGACGAACUCGCAAUCAGAUGUGGAUACACUCACGACCCGCAUUUCCACACUCACCCAUAGCGACUCUUCUGAAGUUGAGUGCGAUCAGAGUACAAAUUAUAGCACCGAUAAUUCGGCAACAUUGGACAACAAAUUUGAUGGAAAUGGAACCGAUUCUCAAAAUCACGACUAUGCCACGCUUUCGAGGCCACAGUUUAAAGUUCCCAGCGGAGAACACUCUGAUAGUUUAAUUGCCGAGGCAAUACUCACCGGCAACGUAGAGGCUGCCGUGGAGCUGUGUCUUGAAGCCCAGCGCAUACCAGAGGCCCUCAUCAUAGCCUCGACAGCCGGCAUUGAGACCCUUACUCGAACCCAAACCCGUUACCUAGUGCAGCAGAAGAGCGAGCUGUCGCACGUGAUCUCGGCCUUGGUUACCCGGGAUUGGCUUGACUUCGUCAACCGCUGCACUGUGGAUUCCUGGAAGGAAGCCCUGGUGGCUGCCCUCAAGCACAGCGAGCGCAAAGUGGUCGAUAUCUGUGAGCGCCUGGGGGAUCGCUUGUUGACCGAGUGCGCCAACAGCGUAGAGUUUACGCGCAACGCCAUGCUGUGCUACAUCUGUGCGGGGAGCAUUGACAAGUUAGUGAGCGCUUGGUAUCAGCUGAAGCAGCUGGAGCAGCAGAGCCAGAGCUACAAGCUGAACACCACCGAGCUGCAGGACCUGGCCGAGGUUGUGAUGCUUAUGUGCAAGUCCCUCGAGCAGCAGGGAAUCUCCGUAGACUUGGCUGGUCGAUUUGCUGGCUUUCUCACUGAAUAUGGCGGCCUCUUAGCCUCCCAAGGAGCCCUCACGGCAGCUCUCCAAUACAUAACCACGUUAGGUGGUGGAGCAGCGUGUGAAAAUGAAAUUUUGCAUGGUUUGCGAGAUCGAAUCAACAACGCCGUGAAUUUGGAACAUACCCAGCCGACAGCAGCUGCAGCUCCAGCUCCAUUUGGCUACCCAGGGACUGGCCCACAGCAACGGGGUAGAGGCUCGUUCUCACAGCAGCAUCCUGUGGCUCCAAUGUCCUAUGGCCAACCAGCCAAUCAGUAUGGAAACCCCGCCAACACUGGCUGGCCUACGCCUGCGCCACCCGCACCAGCAACGUAUCCAGUGUCCCAGCCGGCUCCACAGAUAUUUAAUCCGCAGCCAGUUAAGCAAGAACCUCUGAAUCACCCACCCCGGCCUCUCAGCAACGCCAGCUCCACAGGAGGGCCUCCACCAUCAUCAAGUGGCCCGUCUGGUGGAUUAGGGCUACAUGCUCGCUCAAAAUAUCUAUUGGAUCCAUCUGUAGCAGCUCCCACCAGUGCCUAUGGCAUGCCAUACAAUCCAGUUCCUGCCCCAGCCCCAUCCGCGACGCCGUUCACGGGAGGAGCAGGACCUGGAGCUCUUCCACAAGCGGCCAGCGUGCCCACAUACAACAGUAAUGCAUUCAAUACCAAUCCUCUGUCGUCAGCCCAAGGGUACAAUCCAACACCCUUCUCCGGAGCACCGCAAAACUCUUACUUACCGGGGGUUAAUCCCAUUGAGACCAUGCCACAAGCUGCUCAGCCACCUAUUAUUCAGAAUGUACAACGCAAUCCCACACCGCCACCGGGCUGGAACGAUCCACCCGCAUUGAAGUCAUCACGUGCGCCAAAGCCAAAGCCAGUCGCAGAUAAUAGUGCUGCGCCCAUAUUUCAUCCGAUUUUCCCUGUUGACCCCAAUCAAAACCCGAACGGUUAUAUGGAUCCUGCUCAAUAUCAGAAUGCACCACCCGCUGGCGGGGCAACCAAUGCCUACUAUAAUCCAGCUGCAUUCAACAACAAUCCACAACAGCAACAGCAGUCGUACCUCCAGCCCCAGCAACAGGCGAUUCCCAAUCAGGGACCACCUCAGCAGCAAAACUGGCAGGGGCAACAGCAGCAGCAGCAGCAGACCAUUGGGUACACCGAACAGCCAGCACCGAUUCAGCAACAGCGCCAGCCGGAAGUGCCAAAGGAGAAGCCACCACUUCCAGAGGAAUACAUCUACUUGCAGACGGUACUGGAGGAGCUGAAGAACCGUUGCUUGAGCGCAACCAAUGAUCCGCGCACCAAACGCAAGUUUGUGGAUGUCGUCAAACGGUUGGAAAAUCUCUACGAUUGCUUGCGCGAUGGAAAGCUCACACCCACGACCGUACAAUAUCUUAAUCAAAUAAUACAGUACAUUCAAAUAUCCGACUACGCCAAUGCUCUGGAAAUACACACACGAAUCGCAUUCGGCACGGACUUUGCUCAGUGUGCAGGCUUCAUGCAGGGAUUGAAGGUCCUGUUGCAGUCGGCAUCCGAGAUGCAGCUGGUCUUGCGCUAAACCUUAUACUACAUACGUUACGUGUUCGAAAGUACCCGCCUCAGUCGGGCCGCUUCAACGUCUACUUAUUGUGUCUUUAAAUGUCUACUAUCGUUUCUGUAUCUGUUUUCUGUCAAUGUAUUCCUGGAUUCUGUCUGGUACAUAUAUGUCAAACGUGUAAUGAAUUAUAUUUCCGCACAAGACGAAGAAUGGACAUGUGCAUGCAUAACAAAAGAG
Molecule: messenger RNA, 4042 nt
Organism: Drosophila persimilis
Lineage: Eukaryota; Metazoa; Arthropoda; Insecta; Diptera; Drosophilidae
Gene: Sec31
Product: protein transport protein Sec31A
Exons: 11
Coding region: 20-3826 (1268 amino acids)
Biological process (GO): endoplasmic reticulum organization; endoplasmic reticulum to Golgi vesicle-mediated transport; COPII-coated vesicle cargo loading
Cellular component (GO): endoplasmic reticulum exit site; COPII vesicle coat
Molecular function (GO): structural molecule activity; protein binding
Source: RefSeq, a predicted model, not a curated record